Messenger RNA from Miscanthus lutarioriparius, 1539 nucleotides. The record is from the annotation of a GenBank genome assembly. Lineage: Eukaryota; Viridiplantae; Streptophyta; Magnoliopsida; Poales; Poaceae.
AUGGAUGACCACUACUAUGUCUACCUCGGACUGGCUCUGGUGUCGCUGCUCGUCGUGCUCGCGAAGCGCCGGCGCGGGCCGGCGGACGGGCGCCAUGGCUUGCGGCUUCCGCCGGGGCCGUGGCAGCUGCCGUUCAUCGGCAGCAUGCACCACCUCUUGGGCCAGCUCCCGCACCGCGCGAUGCGGGACCUGGCGCGGCGCCACGGGCCGGUGAUGCUGCUCCGCAUCGGCGAGGUGCCCACGCUGGUGAUCUCGUCCAGGGAGGCGGCGCGCGAGGUGAUGAAGACGCACGACACCUCGUUCGCGUCGCGGCCGCUGAGCGCCACGGUGCGCGUGCUCACCAACAACGGUCGGGACAUCAUCUUCGCGCCCUACGGGGAGCACUGGCGCCAGCUCCGCAAGCUCGCCAUCACGGAGCUCCUGAGCGCGCGCCGGGUGCUGUCCUUCCGCGCCAUCCGCGAGGAGGAGGUCGCGGCCAUGCUGCGCGCGUGCGCCGCGGCGGCCGCGGAGUCGCGCCCCGUGGAGAUGCGCGCGCGGCUGUCGGCGCUCGUGGCCGACGCCACGGUGCGCGCCGUGAUGGGCGACCGGUGCAGGGACCGCGACGUGUUCCUGCGGGAGCUCGACCGCUCCAUCGGGCUCUCGGCGGGGUUCAACCCGGCGGACCUGUGGCCGUCCUCCCGCCUCGUCGGCCAGCUGAGCGGCGCCGUGCGGCGCGCGGAGGAGUGCCGCGACACGGUGUUCGGGAUCCUCGACGGCAUCAUCAAGGAGCACCUGCAGAGGAUGGACAGCGCCGGCGCCGGCGCCGGUGAGGCCGAGGACCUUGUCGACGUGCUGCUGAAGAUAUAUAAGGAUGGCAGCCUCCAAAUCCCGCUCGACAUGGACGUGCUUAAAGCCGUCAUCUUUGACAUCUUCGGCGCCGGCAGCGAGACGUCGGCGACCACGCUGGAGUGGACCAUCGCGGAGCUGAUCCGGAACCCCAAGGCCAUGCAGCGGGCGACGGCCGAAGUGCGCGAGGCCUUCGGCGCGCGCGGCGCGGUGGCCGAGCACGCGCUGGGCGAGCUCCGGUACCUGCACCUCGUCAUCCGGGAGACGUUCCGGCUGCACACGCCGCUGCCGCUGCUGCUCCCGCGGCAGUCCCAGGAGCCGUGCCGCGUGCUCGGCUACGACGUGCCCGCGGGCACCACCGUGCUGAUCAACGUCUGGGCGCUGGGCCGCGACGGGAGGUACUGGUCCGGCGACCCCGAGGAGUUCCGGCCCGAGCGCUUCGAGGCCGAGGCCAGCGCCGUGGAGUUCAAGGGCGCCGACUUCGAGCUCCUGCCGUUCGGCGCCGGCCGGAGGAUGUGCCCGGGGAUGUCGUUCGGGCUCGCCAACGUCGAGCUCGCGCUCGCCAGCCUGCUGUUCCACUUUGACUGGGAAGCGCCCGGCGUGUCCGACCCCGCCGAGUUCGACAUGACCGAGGCGUUCGGCAUCACCGCGAGACGGAAGGCCAACCUCCUCCUCCGCCCCAUCCUCCGCGUGCCCCUCCCCGCAGGUGUCUAA